Knipowitschia caucasica is the source of this 6309-nucleotide messenger RNA. NCBI's taxonomy places the organism in Eukaryota, Metazoa, Chordata, Actinopteri, Gobiiformes, Gobiidae. The record is from the annotation of a GenBank genome assembly.
AUGCAGGGAAUAGUGCAGAGCACUAACCUCCUCACUCCCAUCACCCGCACUAACCACCUCACUCCCAUCACCCGCACUAACCAAAUCACUCCGAUCACCCGCACUAACCGCCUCACUCCGAUCACCCGCACUAACCGCCUCACUCCGAUCACCUGCACUAACCUCCUCACUCUGAUCACCCGCACUAACCGCCUCACUCCGAUCACCCGCACUAACCACCUCACUCCGAUCACCCGCACUAACCUCCUCACUCCGAUCACCCGCACUAACCACCUCACUCCGAUCACCUGCACUAACCUCCUCACUCUGAUCACCCGCACUAACCGCCUCACUCCGAUCACCCGCACUAACCACCUCACUCCGAUCACCUGCACUAACCUCCUCACUCUGAUCACCCGCACUAACCACCUCACUCCGAUCACCCGCACUAACCUCCUCACUCCGAUCACCCGCACUAACCACCUCACUCCGAUCACCCGCACUAACCUCCUCACUCCCAUCACCCGCACUAACCUCCUCACUCCCAUCACCCGCACUAACCGCCUCACUCCGAUCACCUGCACUAACCUCCUCACUCUGAUCACCCGCACUAACCACCUCACUCCGAUCACCCGCACUAUCCACCUCACUCCGAUCACCUGCACUAACCACCUCACUCCGAUCACCCGCACUAACCGCCUCACUCCGAUCACCCGCACUAACCGCCUCACUCCGAUCAUCCGCACUAACCACCUGACUCCGAUCACCUGCACUAACCUCCUCACUCUGAUCACCCGCACUAACCGCCUCACUCCGAUCACCCGCACUAACCACUUCACUCCGAUCACCCGCAUUAACCUCCUCACUCCGAUCACCCGCACUAACCACCUCACUCCGAUCACCUGCACUAACCUCCUCACUCUGAUCACCCGCACUAACCGCCUCACUCCGAUCACCCGCACUAACCGCCUCACUCCAAUCACUUGCACUAACCGCCUCACUCCGAUCACUUGCACCAACCGCCUCACUCCGAUCACCCGCACUAACCGCCUCACUCCCAUCACCCGCACUAACCGCCUCACUCCGAUCACCUGCACUAACCGCCUCACUCCGAUCACCUGCACUAACCUCCUCACUCCCAUCACCCGCACUAACCGCCUCACUCCCAUCACCCGCACUAACCGCCUCACUCCGAUCACCCGCAUUAACCUCCUCACUCCGAUCACCCGCACUAACCACCUCACUCCGAUCACCUGCACUAACCUCCUCACUCUGAUCACCCGCACUAACCGCCUCACUCCGAUCACCCGCACUAACCGCCUCACUCCAAUCACUUGCACUAACCGCCUCACUCCGAUCACUUGCACCAACCGCCUCACUCCGAUCACCCGCACUAACCGCCUCACUCCCAUCACCCGCACUAACCGCCUCACUCCGAUCACCUGCACUAACCGCCUCACUCCGAUCACCUGCACUAACCUCCUCACUCCCAUCACCCGCACUAACCGCCUCACUCCCAUCACCCGCACUAACCGCCUCACUCCGAUCACCUGCACUAAUCUCCUCACUCCGAUCAUCCGCACUAACCACCUCACUCCGAUCACCUGCACUAACCUCCUCACUCUGAUCACCCGCACUAACCGCCUCACUCCGAUCACCCGCACUAACCACCUCACUCCCAUCACCCGCACUAACCACCUCACUCCGAUCACCCGCACUAACCGCCUCACUCCGAUCACCCGCACUAACCGCCUCACUCCGAUCACCCGCACUAACCGCCUCACUCCGAUCACCCGCACUAACCACCUCACUCCGAUCACCCGCACUAACCUCCUCACUCCGAUCACCCGCACUAACCGCCUCACUCCGAUCACCCGCACUAACCACCUCACUCCGAUCACCCGCACUAACCUCCUCACUCCGAUCACCCGCACUAACCACCUCACUCUGAUCACCCGCACUAACCUCCUCACUCUGAUCACCCGCACUAACCGCCUCACUCCGAUCACCCGCACUAACCACCUCACUCCGAUCACCCGCACUAACCACCUCACUCCGAUCACCCGCACUAACCUCCUCACUCCCAUCACCCGCACUAACCUCCUCACUCCCAUCACCCGCACUAACCGCCUCACUCCCAUCACCCGCACUAUCCACCUCACUCCGAUCACCUGCACUAACCACCUCACUCCGAUCACCCGCACUAACCGCCUCACUCCGAUCACCCGCACUAACCGCCUCACUCCGAUCAUCCGCACUAACCACCUGACUCCGAUCACCUGCACUAACCUCCUCACUCUGAUCACCCGCACUAACCGCCUCACUCCGAUCACCCGCACUAACCACUUCACUCCGAUCACCCGCAUUAACCUCCUCACUCCGAUCACCCGCACUAACCACCUCACUCCGAUCACCUGCACUAACCUCCUCACUCUGAUCACCCGCACUAACCGCCUCACUCCGAUCACCCGCACUAACUGCCUCACUCCAAUCACUUGCACUAACCGCCUCACUCCGAUCACUUGCACCAACCGCCUCACUCCGAUCACCCGCACUAACCGCCUCACUCCCAUCACCUGCACUAACCUCCUCACUCCCAUCACCCGCACUAACCGCCUCACUCCCAUCACCCGCACUAACCGCCUAGCUCCGAUCACCUGCACUAAUCUCCUCACUCCGAUCAUCCGCACUAACCACCUCACUCCGAUCACCUGCACUAACCUCCUCACUCUGAUCACCCGCACUAACCGCCUCACUCCGAUCACCUGCACUAACCGCCUCACUCCGAUCACCUGCACUAACCUCCUCACUCCCAUCACCCGCACUAACCGCCUCACUCCCAUCACCCGCACUAACCGCCUCACUCCCAUCACCCGCACUAACCGCCUCACUCCGAUCACCCGCACUAACCGCCUCACCCCCAUCACCCGUACUAACCUCCUCACUCCCAUCACCCGCACUAACCGCCUCACUCCCAUCACCCGCACUAACCGCCUCACUCCGAUCACCCGCACUAACCGCCUCACUCCGAUCACCCGCACUAACCGCCUCACCCCCAUCACUCGCACUAACCUCCUCACUCCGAUCACCUGCACUAACCGCCUCACUCCGAUCACCUGCACUAACCUCCUCACUCCGAUCAUCCGCACUAACCACCUCACUCCGAUCACCUGCACUAACCUCCUCACUCUGAUCACCCGCACUAACCGCCUCACUCCAAUCACCUGCACUAACCGCCUCACUCUGAUCACCUGCACUAACCUCCUCACUCCCAUCACCCGCACUAACCGCCUCACUCCCAUCACCCGCACUAACCGCCUCACUCCGAUCACCCGCACUAACCGCCUCACUCCGAUCACCCGCACUAAACGCCUCACCCCCAUCACCCGCACUAACCUCCUCACUCCCAUCACCCGCACUAACCGCCUCACCCCCAUCACCCGCACUAACCUCCUCACUCCCAUCACCCGCACUAACCGCCUCACUCCGAUCACCUGCACUAACCGCCUCACUCCGAUCACCCGCACUAACCUCCUCACUCCGAUCACCCGCACUAACCGCCUCACUCCCAUCACCCGCACUAACCACCUCACUCCAAUCACCUGCACUAACCACCUCACCCCCAUCACCCGCACUAACCGCCUCACUCCCAUCACCCGCACUAACCGCCUCACUCCCAUCACCCGCACUAACCGCCUCACUCCGAUCACCCGCACUAACCACCUCACUCCCAUCACCCGCACUAACCACCUCACUCCGAUCACCCGCACUAACCGCCUCACUCCGAUCACGCGCACUAACCGCCUCACUCCCAUCACCCGCACUAACCACUUCACUCUGAUCACCCGCACUAACCGCCUCACUCCGAUCACCCGCACUAACCACCUCACUCCGAUCACCCGCACUAACCACCUCACUCCGAUCACCCGCACUAACCACCUAACUCCGAUCACCCGCACUAACCUCCUCACUCCCAUCACCCGCACUAUCCACCUCACUCCGAUCACCCGCACUAUCCACCUCACUCCGAUCACCUGCACUAACCGCCUCACUCCGAUCACCCGCACUAACCGCCUCACUCCGAUCACCCGCACUAACCGCCUCACUCCGAUCACCCGCACUAACCGCCUCACUCCGAUCACCCGCACUAACCACCUCACUCCGAUCACCCGCACUAACCUCCUCACUCCGAUCACCCGCACUAACCGCCUCACUCCAAUCACCCGCACUAACCACCUCACUCCGAUCACCCGCACUAACCUCCUCACUCCGAUCACCCGCACUAACCACCUCACUCUGAUCACCCGCACUAACCUCCUCACUCUGAUCACCCGCACUAACCGCCUCACUCCGAUCACCCGCACUAACCACCUCACUCCGAUCACCCGCACUAACCUCCUCACUCCGAUCACCCGCACUAACCACCUCACUCCGAUCACCCGCACUAACCACCUCACUCCGAUCACCCGCACUAACCUCCUCACUCCGAUCACCCGCACUAACCACCUCACUCUGAUCACCCGCACUAACCUCCUCACUCUGAUCACCCGCACUAACCGCCUCACUCCGAUCACCCGCACUAACCACCUCACUCCGAUCACCCGCACUAACCUCCUCACUCCGAUCACCCGCACUAACCUCCUCACUCCCAUCACCCGCACUAACCUCCUCACUCCCAUCACCCGCACUAACCGCCUCACUCCCAUCACCCGCACUAACCGCCUCACUCCGAUCACCCGCACUAACCGCCUCACUCCGAUCACCCGCACUAACCGCCUCACCCCCAUCACCCGCACUAACCGCCUCACCCCCAUCACCCGAACUAACAUCCUCACUUCGAUCACCCGCACUAACCGCCUCACUCCGAUCACCUGCACUAACCGCCUCACUCCGAUCACCCGCACUAACCGCCUCACUCCGAUCACCCGCACUAACCGCCUCACUCCGAUCACCCGCACUAACCGCCUCACCCCCAUCACCCGCACUAACCACCUCACCCCCAUCACCCGAACUAACCUCCUCACUCCGAUCACCCGCACUAUCCACCUCACUCCGAUCACCUGCACUAACCGCCUCACUCCGAUCACCCGCACUAACCGCCUCACUCCGAUCACCCGCACUAACCGCCUCACUCCGAUCACCCGCACUAACCACCUCACUCCUAUCACCUGCACUAACCUCCUGACUCUGAUCACCCGCACUAACCGCCUCACUCCGAUCACCCGCACUAACCACCUCACUCCGAUCACCCGCACUAACCUCCUCACUCCGAUCACCCGCACUAACCGCCUCACUCCGAUCACCCGCACUAACCACCUCACUCCGAUCACCCGCACUAACCUCCUCACUCCGAUCACCCGCACUAACCACCUCACUCUGAUCACCCGCACUAACCUCCUCACCCGCACUAACCGCCUCACUCCGAUCACCCGCACUAACCACCUCACUCCGAUCACCCGCACUAACCUCCUCACUCCGAUCACCCGCACUAACCUCCUCACUCCCAUCACCCGCACUAACCUCCUCACUCCCAUCACCCGCACUAACCGCCUCACUCCCAUCACCCGCACUAACCGCCUCACUCCGAUCACCCGCACUAACCGCCUCACUCCGAUCACCCGCACUAACCGCCUCACUCCGAUCACCCGCACUAACCGCCUCACUCCGAUCAUCCGCGCUAACCACCUCACUCCGAUCACCUGCACUAACCUCCUCACUCUGAUCACCCGCACUAACCGCCUCACUCCGAUCACCCGCACUAACCGCCUCACUCCGAUCACCCGCACUAACCGCCUCACUCCGAUCACCUGCACUAACCUCCUCACUCCGAUCACCCGCACUAACCACCUCACUCCGAUCACCUGCACUAACCUCCUCACUCUGAUCACCCGCACUAACCGCCUCACUCCGAUCACCCGCACUAACCGCCUCACUCCGAUCACCCGCACUAACCGCCUCACUCCGAUCACCCGCACUAACCGCCUCACUCCGAUCACCCGCACUAACCACCUCACUCCGAUCACCUGCACUAACCUCCUCACUCUGAUCACCCGCACUAACCACCUCACUCCGAUCACCCGCACUAACCACCUAACUCCGAUCACCCGCACUAACCUCCUCACUCCCAUCACCCGCACUAUCCACCUCACUCCGAUCACCCGCACUAUCCACCUCACUCCGAUCACCUGCACUAACCGCCUCACUCCGAUCACCCGCACUAACCGCCUCACUCCGAUCACCCGCACUAACCGCCUCACUCCGAUCACCCGCACUAACCGCCUCACUCCGAUCACCCGCACUAACCACCUCACUCCGAUCACCCCGCACUAA